GUUCACAGGAGGUGCUUGUAGUUGCACAUACAUAUGGGUUCAAGCUAGUUCCUGUCAGCAUUUCUCUCUUUACUAUGAGCUCAAGUGUGAGGGUAGGAAGAAACAGAUCAGGCGUUAGACGAGUGGAGGCAGACGGGGAAGACACAUCAUUUAGGCCAAGGAUAGAAGCCAAGGAUAUAGAAUCUCCAUUCUUCUGAUCCGGUCCUCGUGUAUCAUGUUCUACUACUCUAGCCCAAAGCCUCUCUUACUGGUUGUCCUCAUCGUGCUGUUCAACGGUCAGAGGUGGUGAUACUCAGUAGCACAGAGUAUGUAUGGACACAAUUGGGCAGAGAAAAUGGUAGGAAUCAUAGGUCAUGGGAUCACCAUCCGCUUCUCACUUCAGAACAUGUCCAAAGCAUCUAGUAAUCGGUUAAUUGGUCUUUACAAAAAUGAUAAAAAGAUCGCUGAAUGUAAUCAUGAUGUGCACAGCUGUUGCUUACAAAGCCACCUCUGCUUCUCUGAGAAUAAAGAGGCCUCUUUCUUCAUCCAAAAUCUGACAUCAGUUGACAACGGAACAUAUUGGAUCAUGUUGUUCCAAAUCAAUAGAGAUCCUCCCAUGCUAAAAAGCAACGAGGUGUCGCUUAUCCUUCAAUCGAAUGGUAACUCCUCAGAAUCCCCAUCAUUCACCUCUAACGCCGCAGACGAUGGUAUCAGCGACCGUGGAAACGCCAACAAUGUCUAUGUCCUGAUCAUCUUUGCUGUUUUGGGGGUGUCCAUCAUAGCUCUGUUAAUCGGACUGCUUGGUUGGUUCUGCUGGACCUACAAAAGGAGCCCAGAACGGGACCAGCAAGAGAACCUCAAGGCCAAGCAACAGGGGUCAGGAGAGGCGUCCACCUCCAUGUCUGUGUAUUCUGUAGAAUACGGUGUGCUGGACUUCAACAGUCGACCCAAUGGAGAAGAGGCGAACAGGCAUGGGAGGGAGCGGGAGGGAGGAGUGGUAAGGUCUGCAGAGACAGUGGAAUAUGCUGCAAUCACCUUUCCCCCACAACAAAGGGUGUCAUACGGGAGAUAGUGAGUCAUCUGAAACUCUAUUAAAUACAAAUAGCGUUGCCUGAUUUGAACUGAAUGCCAUCAACAUAUGGAACAGGUGCUGAGAGAAUGAUGCUGCGGUUGAUGUGUCACUCUGAGGUGAUAGAUACCGUAAGAAUGGAAAUACUUAGUCCCGUAUUAAUAAAAACACCCUCCCUGUGGCUAUGCGUGACUGUACCCUACUGGAAAUACUAAAAAAAAAAAAGUUGUAGAUACAAUAACCCAUUUGACUGUAACACAAAUGUCAUUUUAACAUGUUUUUUUUGUUGUUUUAUUUACAUUAAUUGUGUGUAAUUUUAAUUGUUUGCACAGAUAAAUACACCUUUAAUAGGGUUUUUUUUCUCACAGAGUGUCAUGUUGUUUGUUUACUCUGACACUAUUCGGAUUACCAGAAGUAUCUGGGGGGAUUUUACAAAAGAAUUAGCAUGGUCCUCUGCAAUCCAACUAAGUUCUCAUUAAAUGGAGUUCACUUGA
Messenger RNA from Oncorhynchus masou masou (cherry salmon), 1542 nucleotides. RefSeq lists its product as uncharacterized. The record is from RefSeq and is a predicted model, not a curated record. The transcript is spliced from 6 exons. NCBI's taxonomy places the organism in Eukaryota, Metazoa, Chordata, Actinopteri, Salmoniformes, Salmonidae. Bases 308 to 1051 code for a protein of 247 amino acids.